AUCGUAGUAUUGCAAGCAGACAAUGGAAAAUACUUUAGUUUAAUCGAUCGCAACUCAAGAAACUCUUCUGAGGCAGCGAGGGAUAACACUGAUUCUUUCUGCAGAUUGGCGUGCUUGAUUCAGGAGUAGAUCGAAUAAGACUCUAAUAACGAUUUUCGUGCGACCCCCAUUAUUUCAAAACUCGGCAAACUUUUAGUCGACACGUGUGAGAAUCAAUCGCUCUGACGAAGGGCUAACGCCCCAUACGUCAGCCUUUAAACUCUUUACGGUGGCUAAUUUACGUUUUCAACUCAGUUUUUACCACUAUAUUACGUGCGAGAAUCGUUUGACUGCAAAAGAUUAAAUUUUGAUCUUGAGCGCUCUGAAGAUAGCCGGUCAGAGCAUAGAGAAACUGUUUUCAGCCACUUAAAGUGAUAAAAUUUUCGAUCAGGUAUGAGUGAUAGGAAGGUUUUUUUUUCGCAAGAGAAUCUUAGCAAAAGAGUUGAUCAAUGUCGGCCUUUCUAGUCUCACCCAAAGUUGGUUCAAAUCAUUGUAUUGUAACUCCUGAACGUAGUGUGUUUUCACGAGUCACGGUCGCAAUUUGCAAGGAUGAUUGCAGGUAAAGAAAGCAUUGACUGAUAGUACUUACUGUUUCCUCUGCAGAUUGCAGCAGGUUUGAUAUCGGAGGUGGAAUCAUGCACUCAGUCGUUCAGCAACGUAGUGCUUUUUUCGCGUCCAUAUCGCAACAGUUAAGCUAACCAUUUAUGCUAUUACAAAUAAUUUUAACAAAUACGCGCGCAAAUCUAUCUAAAGAACCACCGACCAUAAAACCGUUUGUUGUCUUGGAUAGAUUUUCUCUUCCCGCAAAGAUCGCUGAAAAAAGAAAAAAAAAAAAAAAAAGAAUGCCAGAAGGGUUAGACUACGUAGACUAGAAGACUGAUGGUAUCACAUAAGCUCAUAGUUUUCUGGUUCAAAAUUUUAAAACUGGAGGCCGCUUACUAGAAUGCCGCUGAGUUGUUACAAAUUUGUGAGCAGCUGAGGUGUUCCAAUUUUGCGCUUCGAUUCUUCGCAUUAUCGAUGCAUUCACCAAAUCUUGUAACUCUCCCAAACUUUAAUCUCAGAAAGCGAGAGGAACUUUUGGUAGAAAAAAAAACAUAGCACUGAAGUGAGAGGGCAAAAGGGAGCAGGCAUGGAAAUUAAAAAAAAAAAGGGCAGUAGAAGUGGCAUCUACAAUCAGCUUAGCACAAGUGUCCCUUUGAAACUUUCAUUAUAAGAAAUUGCUAGCCUUUUGUGUGUGAUCCUUCCCAAUUCAGGGCCACAUAUUCGACCAAUGCUGAAACUUCUUCUCUUUAUCAUUCUGCGGGUCGCAUGGUACUAGAAGAGGUGCUUUUGCUGGAAAACAAACUUCUUCAAGCUUCUCUUUUGUCGACGUUUUUUCCGCUGGUUCGUUUCAGCCUUUUUUCGAGGCUGUCUUGCCUGGAGUAUUCCCAGUACUGCCAAAAUGCCUUCUUUUGCUCAUUGCUGCUCAGGCUAAGUCAGAAAUUAACAAUUAUUAGUCAAAUCUGUUACAGUUUCUACGAUACUGAAAGGCUAUGUUACCGCCAGCAAACAAACACAGCAUACAAUUUCGCAAAUGAGAAACCGUUCACUUCAAACGCAGUUUUUGGAGAAAUGGCGAGAGGGGUGCGAUGUACUUAAUGAUUAGUCCUAUCUGUGAGGAAUGUAAGGUGUGCUUUUUGGUCAGGUGCAAGGAAGAAAAAAAAAAUUAAAUUAAAAAAAAAGAAUGGGAUGCGAUUCACAAGGAAUUACACCCUUGAGUAUAGGUCCUCUCUUUCUGCAAUCACAUGGUAAGCCCGCCAUGUUGGAAACGUGUAAAAAUAGUGCACCGCAGUCAUAGGCCACCACCUCAUGACAGUAUGCUUUCCUUCAAAAACUCAUUAAUAAUUCAUAAGUCCAUUAACCUAUCAAAUGGUAGAUAAGACAUCACGUGCAGUGACUUUAUAUCGAUAAACCUCAUCCUUAUUAGUAUGCGGUGUUUUAUCAGAUAGAAAGACACUACACGUGACUUCAGUUAUGAAUAUUAAUUAAUUAUCAACAGAAACUGACACAACAAAUGGUGGGAACAUAUUUAAUGUUCUUUCAACAAAUUUCACACAGUAAAUUUACUUUUGCACCAAAUUAAUAAUACAGUUGUGAAAUACACAUCUGGAAAAAUUCUCUAUUCCAUUAGUACAGUAAUCUGGUAAAGGCAUAUUAGACAAUACAUCAUCUGAAACUUCGAAUUCAAGAUCAGUUGGAUCAGUUCAGAUCAGUUUUUCUCGUAUGCUAAUUUCUAACGUUCACAAAAGCAUUAUUGUUAUGAACUCUCUUGACACACGCUUUUCCAAGAAUGUUUUUGAAGCCGUUCAAAAAACUCGCAGCACGUGUUUUAUCGGGUCAAAAACCACUCGGCUGCGCCUCGUGGUUUUGAACCCGAUAAAACACUCCUGCUCGUUUUUUAAACAUUACGUAAAACAGCUUUGCACCCGCAGUAAGGUCCUUACAGUAGCUCUUGGCGAUGACCAGGCAACUGCAGAUCCACUUGCUGCGGGUAACACAAAUAGGCGUCCGCUAGAACACUGUUGCAAUUUCCGUCCGUCAAUUUUCCCAUAUAACAAAACACAGCUGCGUUCACUCAGAUUUUCAAUUUAUGCACACAUCCACAAUUACUACUCAUGAAUGAGUAGUGUCUUUUCUGAUAAAACAGAAAACAUUGCUUUUUCAUAGAAAGCGGUGAUAACUUUGGUUUUUGCUAUCCUCUUUCAUGUUUUAUGGAACUGUUUGAGAAAAUUCGGCGUUAGCUUAUUUCUUCGGCUUGAUCAAGAUGGUAAAAUUUUUAAGAUUGGUCCUCGCGCGUAAGUUGUUGAAUGUAAAGAGAAGAAUCAACUUGAUCAGGUUAUAAAAACAAAUAUUCGCUGAGAAAUAAUGUGUUUUGCUUCAGUUUAUUUUAUAAAGGAAUAAAGCUUAUUUCUAUCGGUUUAUCGGCAAAAUAACCUAUUUGGGAUAUUGGGAGAACACUCGAAAAAUUUGUUAAUCACCCGCCUCUGUCCACGUACCUUUUUGAUUAUCUCUCAACAUCCCGCGUGGUUUAUUACGCCGCUAAACCGACGGAAAGUGCUUUCUAUCGUUCAAACAUUGAAUUCUUACAGAUCGUGUAGUAGCCUCUUCUUUCGUGAUCCAAGCAUAUCCAAGGAGGUGGCGAUUUUCCAAAGGAAGCUUGAGUCCAAUCAUGCGCAGAGAAAAGAAGUGCUAUGCCUGCUUAUUGUUUUACGUUUUGACAACCAUCUUAAACUGUUCCUCAGGUUAGUAAUUCUAUUGAUGCUGAUGCUUUAGAAUUACUUGCACCUUAAAUGAAACAAUUUUAAACAGGAUGUUGAUGGGUUAUCAUACUUCUCUGAUUCUUCGUUGUCACCUUUAAAAUAGGAAUUUGUCUAUUUUAGGGGGGAAUUUUGAAGAACGGCUCUUUUCAAAAACCAAGCAUUAUCAUCUUAAUGUUCCUCAUGUUGGGAUAAUCACCGUAAUGGACGAAAUGGAGUGCCUGUUUAAAUGCCGCAGGAGUCAUUUGUGCCUUUCUGUAAACAUGUCCCCGUCCAAAGGAAGAGAUGGAAAGCUUUGGUGUGAGUUGCUGUCUUCUGAUAAAUACAGAAACGUCGACAAGUUGAAGGCAAACAAAAGUUCGCAUUAUUAUUGUGUCGAGGUAAUCCUAACUCUCUCUCCAAAAAUAAAUAACUUGUAUAUCUCCUCCUCAGCUUUGUAUUAUAAUUGUUAUAGCUGUUAACGAAAUACUAGAAUUUCACUUGUUAUGAAACAUAACACCUUCACCGCAUGCAGUGUAUGGUAACUGGCAAAGAAGUCAAGUUGUAAUCAUUUGAACUGGCUUCAUCAACAUUUUUUUCAGAGGAAACAAUGGUACUAAUUGAUUUUAACGCGACGAUCCAAACCAGGCGCGUAGCUGAAGUUUUCCAAAGGGUGUUCGUAUGUGAUUGAAAAUGUAAUUGUGCGCCGGAGGCGCACUUUCCUAGGGGGGUCCGGGGGCCAGCUCCCCCGGAAAAUUUUGAAAAUGUAGGUUCUCUGAAACCCAAUUUCCCGCAUUUUGAGACCCAUUUUAGGCAAAUCGAAAGAAGAGAGGCCGUUUUAAAACAAAAUAAAGAAACUGUUUUUAUUUUGUUUUAAAACGGCCUCUCUGGUGUUGUCAGUUAUAAUCAUUUGUAUUUCAGUCCGCCAUUAUCGAACUUCAAAGGGGGUUUGUUCGAACCCUUCGAACCCCCCCUCCUACGCGCCUGCAAACCGUUCUUUGCCUGGUCAAGUCAGAUUCUAUCGAUUUCCACUCGUACAUCACUGUUUUGACUCACAGUUGCUUAAUUUUAAAUAUUUGCAUCAUAGCGCCAUGAUCUUUAAUUACAGAGUUUUCUUCUGCUAGCAACUAGAAACAAAUCUCUCAGUCUCUUGAGUCCGAAAGAAGAAAGCAUUGUUUUUGUGAUCGCAAUUUUAUUUCUUUACUGAGUGAAAUUAGAAAUAUGCGGCAGUGAAUUCCUCGAGUUUUAUUUUUUAGAAAAACCCCAGAAUUACUGCCGCUUGCGGAAGUGUUAAGUUACUGAUGCAUUCAGCUGCUAAUGUUUACACAAUAUAACUGAAUGAAAUCAAUCGACCAAUGAAUUCCCACGGCUGGUGAUUAACAUCAGAUCGUAAAAAGUCGUUGAGCCGCCGUAACCAUAAAAUAAACGAUAAAAUGUCAUCAACGUUAAUUUAGAUUCCAUACUGCCUUGAAUCGCUUAAAAGAAUAGUUCAAAUAAUUUGCAUUUAUCUCCAUAUAGCUUUCCUGUUUUAACAACCCAUGUAAGAACGGAGGGACCUGGCAACCAGUGCACGGAGCUCGAGAGUGCGGUAAUGAUUCCACGUGCGUCUGUGCAGCGGGUUUCAGAGGGAAAUUUUGCGAGCAAAGUGAGUAAACCCUUGGGUCAAUUUUAUUUUGCGGUAUCAAGAAGAUGGCAAAAGAUGAAAAGAAACAAAAUUUUGCAGUUUUCACGAGAGGAUUGCCCUGCUCCAGUCUCUCCCUCUUUGGCUUGCUUCCGUCUUAAACUUACCCUUGGCUACGCCCCGUCAUUGUAGGCUCACUGCCACUUAGUUCAAAACAAGGUUUUUAGAAUAUUCUUUCUUUUGCUCUAUAUACUAUCGUAGAUGUCACUCUUAGCCUGGAUAGAUUCUGGCCAGUUGGUGUAGCCUUGAAAGGUUACAAUGGCAAGUAUCUCGGUCGUAUACAGCGAUCGAGAAUUGAUUACAUCGAGAUGGCAAAAAGUCAGAAGGAAAGUACCACAAGAUUUGUAGCCACGAAGUCCAGUGGCAAGCUGAUGCUUACAGCAGACAAUGGGAAGUAUUUGUCGAGAAUAACACGUGGAAAUGUCGAUUACAUCGAAGCUGCCAAGACAUAUCCUGAUACUCCCAGCCAGUUUACAGUACAUGAUCAACCAGAUGGAACCGUUGCAUUGCAAGCAGACAAUGGAAAGUACUUGAGUUUAAUCGAUCGCAACUCAAGAAACUCUUUUGAGGCAGCGAAGGAUAACAUUGACUCUUUUUGCAAAUUGAGGCGUGAGAUUCAGAAGUAA
Pocillopora meandrina is the source of this 5621-nucleotide messenger RNA. The record is from the annotation of a GenBank genome assembly. Lineage: Eukaryota; Metazoa; Cnidaria; Anthozoa; Scleractinia; Pocilloporidae.